Molecule: messenger RNA, 2578 nt
Organism: Caenorhabditis auriculariae
Lineage: Eukaryota; Metazoa; Nematoda; Chromadorea; Rhabditida; Rhabditidae
Source: the annotation of a GenBank genome assembly
AUGGGGAUCGAUUCGUACAACUCGACGGUUAAGAUGCGUCUGGCGAACGCGCCGAAAACUCGAAUUUUGCAGUUGAAAGACUCUGCUUUAAGAAAAUUUCCUCAGGAAAUUGAGCAGGUUUUUGAAUUUUUUUUUUCCUAAUAAAUGAGCAUUUUCCUAAGUUCUCGAACGUACUUCGCAACCUUGAUCUGAGUGACAACUACGUGGACGAGUUGCCUCAAUGGAUUGGAAAAUUUACGCAAUUGAAGCAGUUUAACAUGUCUAGAAAUUUGCUUGGUGAGUUUCAGUUGAGGAUAAUCUAUAAAUAUGAGGAGUUUUAGAUGCAAUUACUGAUGAGAUUGGAACGCUGGACAAGCUCGAAACGUUUAUCGUUCAGAACAACAAACUUCUCUCUACGCCAAAAAGUCUUGCUAAUUGCGUAUCACUUAAAACAGUCGACUUUUCCAACAAUUGGCUGACGGAAUUUCCACUUGGGUUAUGCUCCUUUUCUUUGACAAACCUUGAGACUGUCAAUUUGAGUGGCAAUCGAAUCGAGCAGAUACCAAAUGAGGUUGUCAAUACGUAUAAGAAUUUUAAAAACUUAAUUCAUUUCAGAUAGAAGAAUUCAAAGCGAUUACUUUGAGUUUGACCAAAAACAGGCUGAGAACAAUAAAUAGCGAUAAAAUCGUCAAAUGUCAAAGGAUCAAAGUUCUUCAACUGGACGAAAAUCAACUAUCGCGCUUCGAAAUUGAAUCUUUGCUCGAAGAAGCUCCAAAAACAUGGAAAAUCACUUCACAAAACAAUCUUUCGAAGGCUGAAGAUAAAGCGGAGGUAAUUUUUGGUGGACUGUUACCGGUUUUUGUGCAACCAAGUGUUUGCGGGGCGUGCGUUUUAUCUUACGACAUGAACAACAAUUUUCAGUUUUCAGAAAAUUUCAACGGACUAUAAAUCUAUAGUCUAUAGACCCAAUAGAUUUUUUUAAAAAUUUAACUACGGAUUCAAAAAAAAUGGUUUUUAAAAUAUGAUUCUUUUUUUCGAAAAAAAUGUUUUCUCUCAAAUUUUUGUGGUAAAAGCAUAUAAAGUUUAAACUUAUGUAGUUGUUUUGCUAAUACUUGUUUCUCGUGUUUCUUAAACUUCAUUCUUUAAAUGAACACUUUUCAUCUAUUCCUUUUCGAGGAUAUGGGUAACGACUCCUCAAAACCAAGGUCUUCAGCAGGAAGCGGUGGGCUGAAGAAGAUUAUAGGUGGUUCAUUAUAAAAAUCUAUUUUUCAUGUUGAAGUUUCAGGUAAGUCAGGUCCAUCAACAUCCACCGUCAAUAAGCAUCUUGAAAUGGCCAGCAAAAGCAGGAUUUUGCAGCUGAAAGGUUCAGGAUUGAAAAAAGUGCCCGAAGAAGUUGAACAGGUUAGAAAAUAUGAUAAAUAAAGUUAUAUAAUUCUCAAUUUAUAGCUAGCUGAAAUUAUACGAACACUCGAUUUGAGUGAGAACAAAAUUCGCGAGAUUCCCAGUUUCAUCGGCGGCUUUUCACAGCUCAAACAACUUCACUUUUCCAAUAAUGUAUUAGGUUUGUCAAUUUUUGGGCUUCAAACCCACAGUUUUGUGGUUACAGAAAGUUUACCUGACGAGAUCGGUCAGAUGAAGAAGUUGGAGAUUUUGAAUUUGGGUGGAAACAAGCUGAAAACGUUGCCUGACACUAUUGCCGGCUGCACGGAUUUGCGAUCGAUCGAUUUGUCUUCAAACGAGUUUGCCGUCUUCCCGCGGGCACUUUUUUGUGUCAUGCAGAUUGAUUUUGUCAAUCUGAACUCAAAUUGUAUUGAGGAACUGCCCGAUGAGGUUCGCUACAGUCCCAGAGUGUUGAAUGAUUAAUUUAAAGAAAGGGAAAUUUUCAAUAAAAGUUCGAAGAACAGCUUUUGAAGAAGAUUUCUCUCAACUUUUUAAAAAGAAGUUCAUUAUUUAAAAAAAAACUUGUUGGGCUUUCUAUUUAUCUAACUAUUUCCCAUAAUUUCCAGAAUUUUAUUUGGACCCUACAGAUUUUUCUUCAUCAUGCAUCCUCUCUCAUUAAUAUUCUUUCAAUUAGUUCACAUAGUUAAGUUUUUCUCUAACCUUACAGCCUAAAUUUAUUUCUGGAUAUAUAGCGGAAACGUGGUUCGAUACAUCAAAUAUACUUUCCUGGUGCCACUUUUAUUUAUUUUUAUUUCAAUUUUUCAGAUAGGCGACUUGAAAGCUAUCGAACUAUCACUGAACCAGAAUCGAUUACGCUCCCUCAACGCCACAAAAUUAAUCGAAUGUCCAAGACUCCGUUCUCUGAGAGUUGAGGAAAACUGCCUGGCCAAGACGGAAUUCACCCGGGAACUCUUGGAAAAGUCCCAAAUCAGCUUAAUCGCCUUCAAUGGCAACUUGUUCCAGGACAGAGAGUUUCAGGUAAAUUUCACUUGUUUAAAGUGUAAAAAAAAAUUCAAAAAUAAAGUUAAGUGUUUUGUUAUAGAAACUAUUUGCUUUAUUAUAAUUUUUCCGAGUUUUCCCCUUUAAUUUUUUUUUCCAGGACUUGAACGGCUACGAAGCUUAUCAGGACCGUUACACUGCCACAAGACGGAAAAUGUAA